AUGAAACUCCCCAACGCAUCGGAUCCGUCUCAUGCCGACGAUCUGAAUGCGGAAUUGCUGGAACAGCUCUUGUCGGACAAACCACGGCCUCGCAAAUCGUCGCUCGACUUUCAAGCGGAAGCCCAUCAAAAGGGGUCUUGGCUGACGCCCAACGCCAAACCACCCAAACCACAACGACGCGAUGCACAACAACAGCAACAGCAGCAACAACCCGCCAUGAUUGCUACAAGAGCGCGUGGAAGUGGAAUUCCACCCCCGCGCAAGUUGCAAUUGGAAGAUUUGCAAGACAUGACGCAAGACGAAGUCAUGCAGGCACUCUAUCAAGAUCCCGAUUUGGCCGAACAAGUGGCGCAAGCGCAAAAGGAGCAGCAACAACAACCGCCCAAACGUCAAAAGACAUCCACCAGUGGCAAACGAUCAAGGCGUAGCAGUUCUUCUGGUAGUACUAGUAGUAGUACUACCGAAUCAUCGUCGUACAACCAUUUGCGAGAUCGCAUGGAAUCGGGCAAUGUCCCUGUCCUGCAGUGGGUUGUCAUCUUGGUCCUCUUGGGAUUGAUGCUCUAUCAGUUGCGCAAGAUUUUGACACUUCCACCACCCAACUCGCAACAAAGACACAACAGUUCCAAAGGAGGAGGAGGAAAAUCCAAACCCAAACAUAUCAACAGCAAGACAAACAAUAAGGCCAAAAAGGAACACAAGCCAGGCAAUAAGGGAAACAAAGCAGCCAAGGAAAACAAAACCAGCAGCAACAACAAGACAAACAGCAAGGCGAAUACUAGCAACAACAACGCCAAGACAAACAGUAGCAAGGCAGAUGGAAACAAGAAAGUAGCUAGCGUCAAGCAACCUGACAACAACAAUGUCCAAAAGACCAAAAAGAAAAAGAACAAUGCGGAACAGAAAGUAACAAAGGACCCACCAGCCAAGAAGCAAGAGGUGACAAAACCAAAACCACAAGAGACAAAACCUGAGCCAAAGAAACCAAAAGAAACUCCCGAGCCAGAGAAUCCGACUUCAAGUAGUCCAAACAAAACCGAGAAAGAAUCUCCUGUUCCUUCGACGUCGGACAAUAUGGAAACUGCCGAAACGACAACACAAGUAGCAGAGAUUGCACCCCCAGCGAGCAACGACAAUGAGCACGCUGAUGAAGACGACGAUGGCUUUCAAGUGGCAACCAGCAAGAAGAAGAAGAAAAAGGGAAAGAACAUCCAAAGUGCUCCAGCACCUACGCAAACAACUCCUACAACUGAAUCCAAAAAGGUCGAGGAGAAAACUGCUGCUACAUCCGAGCCCCCUACUGCUCCUUCCAAGAAGACGGACAGCCAGAAAGUCAAAGCCAAGAAUACGGACAGCCAGAAAGUCGCACCACCGGCGGCGGCAGAAGAUACAGUCAAGAGUGAUGCUGCAUUGGCAUUGCAACUUCAGCAAGAAGAACAGCUACGACUGCAAGCUUCCGUCGCCAACAAUGACGGCGACGGUGAUGGCGAUUCAUGGGCUCAAGUUCCCAAACGCAAUCGUCGAAACAAGGGCGGGGCUACUGCUACUACUACGACAGCUACUAACAAUGGUAUUACAGCUUAG
Molecule: messenger RNA, 1581 nt
Organism: Seminavis robusta
Lineage: Eukaryota; Bacillariophyta; Bacillariophyceae; Naviculales; Naviculaceae
Source: the annotation of a GenBank genome assembly